Corythoichthys intestinalis (scribbled pipefish) is the source of this 2151-nucleotide messenger RNA. RefSeq names its product SLAIN motif-containing protein 1-like. The record is from RefSeq and is a predicted model, not a curated record. The transcript has 7 exons. The coding region runs from base 98 to 1561 and encodes 487 amino acids. Gene Ontology annotation, biological process: positive regulation of microtubule polymerization; microtubule nucleation; cytoplasmic microtubule organization. Gene Ontology annotation, cellular component: microtubule plus-end. NCBI's taxonomy places the organism in Eukaryota, Metazoa, Chordata, Actinopteri, Syngnathiformes, Syngnathidae.
UGGGCGGAAGGUAAAUCUCCAAUUGAGGAAAAGCGCCAACGACUGUGAGUCACGAUUUUCUGGUGAGGUUUGUGCUCAAUUCUCACACGGAGAGCAGAUGGAAACUGCGUUUGCGAACUCCAUCGUCGUGGACCGCAAGAGAAACCUUGCGUUCGGCGAGCUGCACUCAGGAAAACUGCAACAGCUCGUCCACAAGUUUGAAAACCACAACAAAAAGCUCCCCACUUGGCCACCCAAAGACUGUGUGGAGGAGUUCCAAAAGCACCAAUUACACAAACCGUUAUUUCUGGACGAGGUGGAACUCUUGGACUUGGACAUUAUUGGAUUCUCUGAUAAUGAAACCUGGUUGUACGUGUCCCCCAAAGCAAAUCAGUUGAUCACACAGAACACAAAAACGCCAUUGCAAUGGUGCCGGCAGGUUCUGGAUGCUCCUGAAUGGACACAAGCAAGACGCUCCAUAUGCCUCCAACUUGACUCAGCUUCCUGCAGGCGGCGAUUACUGUCCAGCCCUCGAGCCACCUCAACGCCGCCGACUGUUAGCAGAAUUGCAAUUGUGUCCCCCAAUGGCACUCCAAAAUCCAGCACAAAUCGUUCGAAUCUAAUAUUGUCCGAUAUGGACAGUAAAAAUUCUCAGAGCCCCAUUGGGAGGCCACGGACCCCCACCUUCAUUGCUCAUCUGACCUGUGACAGCCGCCUGCAGUACUGUAGCCCUCGGCCUCAUUUGGACUGUGACGUCAUCGCUCCCACGGUGGAUGAGGAUGACAACUUGGUCCCUCAUGGCUACAAACUUCAGGAUCUUACUGAUGUUCAGGUGGUGGCGCGGCUGCAGGAAGAGAAACUCAGGCAGGAUUACGCCAGCACUUCAUACGCCCUGGCCAACCGACGAAGCCUGAGCGUCACCCUUCCGCUCAGCGCUCCCCGCGACCAGGAGGUGGAAGAAAAGGGGGUAGACGAAGACUCCGCCCAUGUGUCGAAUCACUGCCUCUGCCCACUACCACACGCCCACACCUUCUCCAGCGCCCAAGACUGGCGAAACAACAAUAUUCUGUCCAUGCAUCCCUUCACCCCACCUUACCCCUACGCAGGUCCAACGCAACGGCCUUUCAAACCAAGACCAGAUAAACUGCAGAGGAGUUUGCCGAAUCUUGCUCAAUCUAACAGUGUUCCCAGUGCUUCUUUGCUUCGUAACAGCCAGAGCUUUGAUUCUCCAGGCUGCUCACCUCUCCCACAGUCCUCCAUAUCUAUCGCAGUGGCCUCCCCCAACCUACGGCACACAAGAGUCCAGAGUAUGGGAAACCUAUCUUCACCAUCACGUCAACCGCUAAAGGCCACUGUCUUUGUAAGCCCUACCAUCAGGGAUUCGACUUGUGUGUUUAGGUCAUGGUUGCAUGUUGGAAGCAGCAGGAUCCCGAUGCUUAGUAAAUGCUCUUCCCACUCUGCGUUAAGUCCAAGCCCACCUCUGCCUGCCUACUUCAAUGAUACCGCAGGCACUAUCCCCAGCUGCAAGUUGGCCAAACCAGGGCAUAGGUAUAAAAGUAUGCUACGGUGUUUUUCCUCAUGAUGUUGGCACCCUGUACUUUUUUUAAAUGUUUGUUUUAUAAAAUACUUAUUCUAAUUUAUACUGUUAGCUAUGUACAGAUGUGAAAGUGUGACCACUAAACCAUUUUUACCCAUGAAUGGAACACACAUGGGAAAUUUUUAUGGUAUUAAGAUGUAAAUGUAGUAUUGUCAACCUAAUUUGACCAGUGAUGUAAGUUUGUUUUACUUGUUCUGAUGCACUUGUCUUUUUUUUUUUUUUUUUUAAAGGGCACAACAUGCACACAGAAUAGAAGCUUUAUUUUUGUUCACGUUAAUUCCCAAUCCAAAUUUAGUUCUGAUUUGCUUUUCACCAGAAAUGUCACAUACUGCACAAUGUAAAGUAGCACCCUCGUUUUUCACCUUUCAUUGGUGUUUUGAUGAUGGAAUGAAUACUAAAGACAUGUAUUACAAUAUUACAAGUGAUUAACAACUCUUCCUAGUUCUGAAGGUGAUUGCCAAAGUGAAGAUCAAAUGUAUCUAUGCAUAUUUUAACCUGUAGAGUAUUAAAAAUACCUUGAAUGUAUUUUUUCACUAACAUUUGAAGAAAUUUUAUGAAAGCAAUGCAUUUACAAA